Molecule: messenger RNA, 1110 nt
Organism: Suncus etruscus (white-toothed pygmy shrew)
Lineage: Eukaryota; Metazoa; Chordata; Mammalia; Eulipotyphla; Soricidae
Gene: GAS1
Product: growth arrest specific 1
Exons: 1
Coding region: 1-1110 (369 amino acids)
Biological process (GO): negative regulation of mitotic cell cycle
Cellular component (GO): plasma membrane
Source: RefSeq, a predicted model, not a curated record
AUGGUGGCAGGGCUGCCGGGCGGCGGUGCCCGACGGGGAACCGUGCCGGGCGCCUGGCUGUGCGCGCUGGCGCUGCUGCAGCUGCUGAGCUCGGCCCCGCGGGGCUUGGGGCUGGCGCACGGCCGUCGGCUCAUCUGCUGGCAGGCGCUCCUGCAGUGCCAGGGAGAACCGGAGUGCAGCUACGCUUACAGCCAGUACGCCGAGGCGUGCGCGCCGGUGCUGGCGCAGAGACCCGGGGGCGAAGGGCCCGGGGCUGUGCCCGCUGCCGCCGCAGCCUUCCCGGCUUCGGAUGCCGCCGUUGCAGCCGCCGCCGCCGCCGCCGCCGCCGCCUUCCCGUCUCGCUGGCGCUGCCCGAGCCACUGCAUCUCGGCGCUCAUUCAGCUCAACCACACGCGCCGCGGGCCCGCCCUGGAGGACUGUGACUGCGCGCAGGACGAGAACUGCAAGUCCACCAAGCGCGCCAUUGAACCGUGCCUGCCCCGCACCAGCAGCAGCAGCGGCGGCGCGGGCGGCGCGGGUGCAGCGGGCGGCGGAGGCGUGAUGGGUUGCACCGAAGCCCGGCGCCGCUGCGAUCGCGACAGCCGCUGCAACCUGGCGCUCAACCGCUACCUGACCUACUGCGGGAAACUCUUCAACGGGCUCCGCUGCACCGACGAGUGCCGCACGGUCAUCGAGGACAUGCUGGCCGUGCCCAAGGCCGCGCUGCUCAACGACUGCGUGUGCGACGGCCUGGAGCGGCCCAUCUGCGAGUCGGUCAAGGAGAACAUGGCCCGGCUCUGCUUCGGCACCGAGCUGGGCAACGGUCCCGGCAGCAGCGGCUCGGACGGAGGCUUGGACGACUACUACGACGAUGAGUACGAGGAGGAGCCGCGCCACGGGGGCGCCGGAGGCGAGCAGCCGCUGGACGACGAGGACGGCGUGGCGGCCGGGGCUCGCCCGGGCGGCGGCGCUGUUGCGGCGGGUGGCUUGGGCGACCUGCCCUAUGGCUCCGGCCGCCGAAGCAGCAGCAGCAGCAGCAGCAGCGGUAGCAGCUGCAAGCCCGGAGCCGCUGGCACGCCGGGGGUCUCCAUCUUGCUGUUGCUGCUGCUGUUGGUCCCGCCGAUGCUUUAG